GCCUACAAGAUCCACGGGAUCUAUCACGGAGAGGUUCCGAAGAGGGCCUAAACCCUCACAAACCCUUCCAUUCGAGUAAUGGCUGGCGGCGGCGCGGUGCCCCCGCCACCGCGGCAGCUGGAAGUUCGACGCUUCUCGUCUGACCGCGUCGGAGAACUACGGUCCCUGCACGGCGCCGUCUCAGCUCUCGUCAGCGGCCGCUUCCAGCAGCCCCGCACCGCACGCCGCCGCACCACGGGGCACCUCCCCUCCAAGCGCCGUCGCACAAGCAGAGGUGCCGCGGCGGGCCAGGCUCCCGAGGAGGGUAACCCCUCGGCGCGUCAGUCAAGGAGGGUGAGGCGCCGGCGAGAGCUUGCUGGCAACCCCGCAGAGGGGUUCUCAGUCGCCGGUGAUGGCGCGCGGCGGCUGCGCACCCACCUGUGGCAUGCAAAGAGGUUCGCCAUGGCAAGGCGGUGGGGUUUCGUCUUGCCCAUUGGCUCCCACGGGAGCGGGAGGGGUUCAAGGGCAGUUCUCAAGUGGUUGAAAAAUGGAACAAUUGUUCAUGAUGCUAGCUACUUCAUUCCGAUUCAACUAAACGGUCCAGAGGAUUCCCUAUUAACCAUUCUGGGAAUGGUUAUUUGUCCAUCUCCCGCAGAUAAAGCACCUGAUUUAAAGCACCUACAAGAUAAAGUUAUGCAAGGUGUUUGCAUUGAAAACGCUAUGCUUUGGCGUGCUGGGUGUCCCCACUCUCAUGUUGUUGGGCCAGUGACAUACAUGUGGCGGCCACUCUCAAUAGGGAGUAGCAAAUUGGAGGCCAAAGAAGCAGAUUUGUCCAAUUCUGAUACUAGAUUUAGUCAAGGAAGCUGCAGUUCAUCACAGCGCCAAUUAUGGAUAUGGAUUCAUCCUGCUAUGCUGGGUGAAGGGCUGGAUGCAAUAAGAAUUGCAUGUGACAAGCAGAUGCAAGAUUCUGGUGUUCUGGUCAACUGUUGUUCACUAGAGGGGAAAAUUGCAAGAUUGGAAGUCAUGGGAUGCAAGGCUAUGCAAUCUCUUAAGAGUAUAUUGCACCCAGUUAGUAAGGUACUUGAUACAAGUGAUAUGUCUAAACCAUUUGAUCGUUCUCUGGAUAUCUCUACUGGCACUCAUCAUUUGGAAGCAUCUUUGAUCGAUCAUGCUGAGAUUCUUCAGCCGGGUGCUAUACUGUCCAUGCAAGUUCAUGACCCCAGGGAGGUUUCAUCUGAGGUGACAGAUUCUCCUUUGGAAACAGUUAAGAAUCAGGACAACAAACUCUUGGAGGAGGGAGACCUGGUUCCAAAUGUUGAUGAGGCACCAUCCGAGGAGAGACCCAUAUUCUCAUCGAUGCAAAUGCACUCUGGAAGGCAUGAUUUGCUCCUUUCUGACUGUAGAGAAAUGUGGGAUUCUGACUGUAAGAUAAAUGCCCCAGUGGCAGAGGAGAUCCUUUGUAUGAAAAAGCACCACAGACGUAUAAAUUUUUUCUGCCUAGAUUCUGAAAAUGACCAAGUACAAGCAACUCAAGCGAAUGAUUGCUUCAGUCGAUCCUGCCCUGUUAUUCUUCUGAAACAUGCUAAAGAAAGGUGGUCCAUUAUUGUGCCUUUGAGCUGGGUAAAGCCCUUUUGGCUCUUUCUAGUAUCUCAUGGUGCACAUGCGAUUGGCUUAAGAGAGAGACGGUGGAUUGCAUCAAAGUUAAAGAUACCAUGCUUCCCUUAUGAUUACCCAGACAGCAAAGCAUAUUCAUCAUUUAUGACAGAAGAGGCUGCUGUUUUUGAUAACGCAGCUGAGUACCGUCCUGCUGCCAAGAGACCUCCAAGAGUUCCUUUACCUCCAUGGCAUUGUAUCAUGGCUAGUUUAAAUAAAGAGGGCAUGGUGAGAUGUCUUGAAGCAGAUGACUUAAAGCCUUCUGAUGCGGUGUUACCUGGGUGUUUCUCAUUAAACUCCAACUCUGGAGAUUCUUGCUCAUCACCGACAAAUGUCGUUGCAUCAUUCCAACUAUUUGUGCCAAGAACCUUUCAAAUGUUGAGACAUUAUGUGAAAGAACUUGAUAUGAUGUCUUUGAGUUCUUCAUCUGAGAUGAAAAUCGGUAUUGACGAACCCAAAUCGGCUUCUGGUGGCACUGUUAAGAUAGCAUCUCCUGUAAAUGGAUUAUGCCUUGUAAGGGUCCUGAUCCGAGCGUUCAAGGAAGGUUCCUUUGAAGAGGGUGCUGUAGUUUGCGCCCCAUUUUCAUCAGAUCUUACAGCUUGGAAAACCAGAUCAGAGGAGGAUGAGGAAGAAUGUCUAGAAAAAUGGGAAGUCCAGCUCCCGCAGUCCCAUAUCAGUGCUUAUUUUUCACGUGUGGGUCCUGGCACCAGUGACCUUGAAUGUCCCAAAGAGGACACCACAUGGAAGGCGUUGAGAUGGCCGAUAGGCUUUGUCAUGACUGGUUUCGUACAUGGAAGCACUGGGAAGGAUGGCGCGGCAGUUGCGUUCUGCGAUGCAAGGCUUCUGGCGGUCUUGCGACAAGAGCAAUGGAGUGAUGAGAGUAUGCUGGGUCAGGAGAUCUGUGUUCUUGUCAGGAACGCUAGAUCAGCAGCGUAUCGACGGGCACUUGCCACAGUUGUUCUGGAGCAGCAGGAGGAAGAUCUAGAGUUUCUGUAGUCUGCAACAUCCCAAUCUUCCAUUGUGAAGAACUUGCUGCAAGCACGGCUAUAGAACAUGGUAAUUUUGCUAGAUGCAUGAAAGUAAUUUUUGCAACAUGUCUGAGUUGUUAGACCAGUAAUCUGAUUUGCGUCUAGUGGUAAGUGGCAACACAUUGUUUGCCCCCUACGUGUGUUAUGGUUCACAGCUCGGGUCUGGACCCACAUUUUAUUGAGAAAACUGUAAAGGACAGAUCUAGUGCAUAGAAGCUCCCAUACAAGGUGGGGUCUGGAGAGGGAUUAUAGGAACUUAGUCUUAUGUCUGCUACAGUGCAAUGCAGAGAGGUUGGUUCGAACCAGGACCGUUGGCACAAGUGGGGUGUACUUCACCACUGCGCCAAGCCUGCCCUCUUUAUUGAGAAAACUGUGUGUCUCAAGAAAUGAAAAAGAAAAUUGCAUGCAUGCUACUUAUUUUUGGAAAA
Messenger RNA from Hordeum vulgare subsp. vulgare (domesticated barley), 3088 nucleotides. Its product is annotated as ribonucleases P/MRP protein subunit POP1. The coding region runs from base 79 to 2628 and encodes 849 amino acids. The transcript has 10 exons. Lineage: Eukaryota; Viridiplantae; Streptophyta; Magnoliopsida; Poales; Poaceae. Gene Ontology annotation, biological process: tRNA 5'-leader removal. Gene Ontology annotation, cellular component: nucleolar ribonuclease P complex; ribonuclease MRP complex. The record is from RefSeq and is a predicted model, not a curated record.